UGGAUACUAGUAAACAUUUGGUGGGUGUAGACUUGUAAACUCCCUACCCCUCUAAUUUAUAACCUAAUUCACCUUCGUGUUGGACCAGAGGCGAUCGAAGACUUACCCGGAGUUCGGUUUUCGCACAAGUACGAUACGUCUCUGGUAUUUCCGUCUACUAUGGCCUCACCGUCCGAUCCCUCCAGCCAGCAGGCUGCUUUAAGGAAACAAAACAGAGGAGCCCCCAUCAAGUUUCUGAUUCCACUUAUAUAUGCCCCUGUUCUUCCCCUCAUUCGAAUUCAACUGCGACAUAAACCAGUUUUGAGGGAUCGUUUGUUCACGGCCGUGUUGGCAGGAGCACUUGCUCAUGGGAUUUACUUGAUAACAGAUCUUUAUGAUAGUGAGAGCAAAUGAACCUGCCGGGCAUGGAUUAAAAUGUCUAUUUUUCUUGCAACUCUUCUACAGCAUUUGCCAGUUUUCAGAACUUGAUACUGAGGUUCGACAUGAAUUGUUACUGAAAUGUUUUGGUGCCGUCCUUUUAUGCAAACAGGCAUAUAUGUUUGGGAAACGGAUUAUCGUGUCCUUUUAUUUUAAUUUUAAAUAACUGUCCAAUAAGGAAGCUGUUUAUGUUUGAGUUGUAAAGCUUUGUUUUAGGACAUUUUUAAUAUGCUUAAAAUUCUUGAUGAAGGGGUUUCUGAGGCUGGGAAACUCUUGGC
Messenger RNA from Cornus florida, 695 nucleotides. RefSeq lists its product as uncharacterized. The transcript has 4 exons. Lineage: Eukaryota; Viridiplantae; Streptophyta; Magnoliopsida; Cornales; Cornaceae. The coding region runs from base 160 to 393 and encodes 77 amino acids. The record is from RefSeq and is a predicted model, not a curated record. Gene Ontology annotation, cellular component: chloroplast.